Messenger RNA from Dracunculus medinensis (Guinea worm), 297 nucleotides. NCBI's taxonomy places the organism in Eukaryota, Metazoa, Nematoda, Chromadorea, Rhabditida, Dracunculidae. The record is from the annotation of a GenBank genome assembly.
AUGGAUGAAGAGAAGGAUAAUCUCAUAGAUAAUCAUAGAGAUGAUUUACAAUCAGAAAAUAAAACUAUAACGACGAUUAUAAACUACGAUGAUGAAGAUAUUUGUAAAAAUUUCGUAGAAAAUGAAACAAUCAAUGGUACUUCUGCUACUAUUCAUCGUCCAUUUCUAGAAGGUCAUCGUGAUAGUAUAUGGAUGUCUAUGGGUAUUAAUAUGACUGAUGAAGAACGAAGAAAACGACGUAUGAGUCGACGACGUGAAAGUCUCGAUGCUGAACAGCAAUUAGCGUCACUUGGUUAG